Messenger RNA from Tetrahymena thermophila SB210, 1686 nucleotides. RefSeq names its product Serine/Threonine kinase domain protein. The transcript is spliced from 3 exons. Gene Ontology annotation, cellular component: autophagosome; cytoplasm. Lineage: Eukaryota; Ciliophora; Oligohymenophorea; Hymenostomatida; Tetrahymenidae. The record is from RefSeq and is a predicted model, not a curated record. Gene Ontology annotation, biological process: autophagosome organization; peptidyl-serine phosphorylation; autophagy. Gene Ontology annotation, molecular function: ATP binding; calcium ion binding; protein serine/threonine kinase activity.
AUGUCUAGUGGCAGUAAUUAAAAAAAAGUAGGUAAUUAUUAAUGGUCUGAGUAAGACUUUUUAGGCAAAGGGGCUUUUGGUUCAGUCUUCAAAGGAAAAAAUAUUGAAACAGGAGAAUAAGUUGCAGUAAAAGUGCUUUAAAUGCAACAUUUCAAAAAUGAAUAAGCAAAAAUUUAGCUUGAUGAAGAAAUAAAUGUCAUGAAAAAACUUGAUUCACCCUACAUAGUGAAAUUAUUAGGAUUGCAAGAAGAAAAUGAGUAGACAGUUAUUAUUUUGGAGCUAUGCCCUGAAGGGGAUUUGAAUAAUUUAUUAAAAAGCAAAGGCGGAUCACUAAAUGAAUAAGAAGCAAUCAAUAUAUUGUGCCAAUUACUUCUUGGAUUUAAAAAAAUGGUUGAGUAAGGUUAUAUUCAUAGAGAUAUAAAACCAGCAAAUAUUUUAAUAAAAGACGGAUUUUAUAAAGUUAGUGACUUUGGAUUUGCUACUGGAGUUGAUAUUAAAUCCUAAUAACUUUUAAAAGAAUGUGUAGGAACACCUUUGUUUAUGGCACCUUAGCUUUUAAGAAGUAAAGAGUAUUCUUCAAAGUCAGAUAUAUGGUCAAUUGGGAUGAUGUAUUAUUUAAUGCUAUUUGGUAAAACACCAUGGCCUGCUAGAGACUUGAACUCAUUCAUUACUAAUAUAGAAUUACUUCCAUUAAGAUUCCCUUACGAUAAGCCAAUAUCUUAGGAAAGCAAAGAUUUCUUAAGUUAAUGUUUACAAGUAGAAGAGGAAAGUAGAAUAGACUGGAGUAAACUAUUUGAGCAUCCUUUAACAAAAAAAGCUUUAGGGCCAGCUUAAGAUCCUAAUAUCAGAUUGGACGAAAGAGCUAAACGAAUUAUUAGAGAUAUCUAAGAGCUUGUUUAAAUUAAAAAUCUUGACAUUAAACAGUAAUUUGGAGAGUUUGCAAAAAAUAAAAAAUCUCUCAACCUAGAUGAAUUUCACUCCCUUAUAUGUAAAAUAGAUUAAAGAUUAACCUCGGUCGAUACAGAUUAUUUGUUCAAAUAAAUUGAUGAAAAUGGUGACGGUUCUUUGAGUAUUCAUGAAUUUACUAAAUUUUUCCUUGAAUACGAUUUUUCUGAUCUAACUGACAAGGCUGCACAUAUAAUAACUGAUCUAAAGGAAAUCAUUAAGGCUAAUAAAAUGAAUUUAUUUGAAAUAUUUGAAAAAUAUGAUGAAAAUAAAGGUGGGACACUAGAUUUGCAAGAGUUUACAAAAAUGCUUAAAUAAGUAGCAAACGGAUUAAAAGAUUAUGAGAUUCUAGUAAUAUUCAGGAAGUUUGACAGCAAUAAUGACUAAAAUAUUGAUUUUUAAGAGUUUGUAAAAGUAAUGACAUAUGGUUUAUAGAGUGAUGUGGGAUAAUUUGAUUUUUCAGGUGAAAAGGCUUUAAGGGUUAUUACUGAAUUGAAAAGAGUUAUAAUAGAAAAUAAUUUAAACGAAUAAAACAUUUUUCAAAAAUUUGAUGUGGAUUUCGAUAAGCAUUUAAAUAGAAGAGAGUUUAGAGAUUUAAUUAGAAUUAUAGAUCAUCGUCUUACAAACCAAGAAAUUCAUUUUAUAUUUGAUAUUUUUGAUAUGGAUUCCAAAAAUUUGGUAAGCUUAGAAAAUUUCGUUUAAACCCUAAAAGAAAAAUCAUUUAAAUUAAGAAAAAAUUGA